Molecule: messenger RNA, 1823 nt
Organism: Zophobas morio
Lineage: Eukaryota; Metazoa; Arthropoda; Insecta; Coleoptera; Tenebrionidae
Product: BTB/POZ domain-containing protein 9-like
Exons: 11
Coding region: 63-1718 (551 amino acids)
Biological process (GO): adult locomotory behavior; modulation of chemical synaptic transmission; circadian behavior
Cellular component (GO): cytoplasm
Molecular function (GO): protein binding
Source: RefSeq, a predicted model, not a curated record
UUUUCGAUUUUUAUCAGUUGUCACGGCUUUGUAAAAGUUGUACAAUACAUAUUACUUUCGUCAUGAGUAAUACAGACAGAAAAUCUGUUAUCAUCAACGAAACGUCAAAGUUGGUGAAUGACUUUGCAUCACUCUAUCUGAGCGAAAAACUGUCUGAUAUCACUUUAAUUGUGGAUAGUAAAAGGAUCUUUGCACACAAGGUUAUUCUCGCAGCAAGAAGUUCCUACUUUGAGAACCUCCUUUACGAAGAUGGACAAGAAAUAGAACAGACAGAACUUACAAUCUCCCUAAAUACUUCAGCCGACUCCUUCCUGGACGUUCUAAAAUUUCUUUACACAGGUACUAUUACUAUAACCCCUUCAAACUUGGACCCGACUCUGGAUCUGAUUGGUUUAGCCCACGAAUGCACGCUAACAGACCUGGAAGUCGCCAUAGGACAGAAACUGAAGCCUCUACUUAAUCACAAAAACAUUUGUUCCGUUUUGAACACAGCAAAUUUAUACAACUUAGCCGAACUUCGGGACGCUUGUCACCUCUUCAUGGACCAAAAUGCUUCAGAAAUGCUCAACAAUGAUUGUUUCAAGAAACUAAGUCAAAACUCCUUGAUUAAAUUGUUAGAAAGAGACACGUUUUUUGCUCCAGAAAUUAAGAUUUUUGAAAGCGUAGCCCAGUGGUGUGAUGUUAAUGACCAUGCUGCUGAUUUAGUUGUGAAAUGUGUUCGGUUAUCUUGGUUGAGUGUUGUAGAAAUCGUGUCUAGAGUUUGGCCUUCAAAGCUUGUCGCUUGUGAAGAUUUGCUUCAAGCUAUUUCAGAAAUUGUAGAUGUAAAACCCAAAGAAUCGACUUGUAGAGCAAAACUAUUACUGGACGUUAAUGUUGCUACUCCUGAACAUAAAGCUACUGUUAUUACCGGCGCACGAAUUGACCAUUUAUUAAAUGGCAAUCGAAACGUGAACAACUGGACACAAACAACAAAUGGUGAUAAAACUGGAUUGACUAUUAAAUUUGGAUUUCCGUUUGUUAUUAAUCACAUUCGUAUGUGUUUAUAUGAUGGAGAUUUAAGAAUUUUCCGGUAUUAUGUGGAAGUUUCACUCGACCAAAAGACGUGGAAAAAAGUUAUCGAUUAUAGCGAACUUGCGUGUCGAUCUUAUCAGCAUUUAUAUUUUGAAAGAGAAAUUGUACAAUAUGUGAGAGUAGUUGGUACUUACAGUUCACUAAAUGAGUACUUUCACUUGAUAUUCUUCGAAGCCUAUUACAAGGAAAACGUACCCAGAGUAGUAAAUGGCAUCGUGUACCCCACUUCAAACGUUGCUUCUGCGGAAAAGAAAGCAGCUGUCGUUGAAGGAACGAAUGGACCUGCAUUACUCGACGGAGUUACUACCAACUAUGGUAGUUACACGUACCACGCAAUUGGUGCUGGAAGUAUCACCGUACAGUUAGCUCAACCCUUCUUAGUCUCAAGUAUGAAGCUUAAAUUGUGGGACCAAGAUGACAGGUUUUACAAAUAUUAUGUUGAAACUUCAGUAAAUAAAACCGAAUGGACAAUCGUCGCAGAUUACAGAAACGAAGAAAAUAAAUCUUGGCAAGUCUUACGUUUCUCUGAAAGACCUGUAGUUUUCAUCAGAAUAACUGGAACUGGAGCUUCUCCAGUUGCUGGAAACCAUUUGCAUUUACUAUACUUGGAAUGUCCCACCAGUGACGAAAAGAAAACGUAUAAAUAAUAUUUUCAGAUUCAUUUCAAGAAUACGAACUUCAGACGCAACGCCUAUUUCUAAAUAUUGACUUCUUAAACAUAAUAAAUAAAUAAAUAUAAACAUUAAUAAAAA